CAGUCAUAGUGGGCGGGGCUGCUCAUGAACUCCAAUAACCAAUGGUUGCUUAAAGCCCUGCGACGUCAUAGCAUGACCAACCAGUUCAGUCUGUCUACUUUCACUUUCCUUUAACUAUAAAUGGUGGCGUUUUUGUGAUCAAGCUAGGCUAGACUGACAAUCCGAUCAAUACAUCUGAAAGUAUUUGGUUUUUUGUUUUGUUUUUUUCAUCCCAGCGUCACUUUUGCGCCCGAAGACCUAGCUUGCACAACAGGUGAAAUCAUGGAUGUUUUGCUUGAGGAAAUAAGAAGCCAGGAUGAAGCAGCAGCUUCUGUGCUGGAACAGGCAGAUUUACAUAGUGACUCAGAUCUCCAGUCACUGACUUUACAAGACCUGGGUGAGCUGUUCCCUGGAGUUAGACAUGUCAAACUGAGAAGGAAAAUCUUUAAUAUAAUACAGACGCUGAAACCAAUUGAUGUGCUCAUAAAAGAAUUCAAGGACUUCAUCCCACAUGAAUCUCUCAGGGCUGCCUUAACCGAACAUGGGGUCUUGGUCAACUACCUGAAAAUGUUGAAGGAAAUGAAGAUCGAAAUGAAUAAAGUGCAGGAUUUCCUUGAUGCACAUAUCAAUCUACUGGAGGACUUCAGGAAAUCUCAACCAUCGCAGGACCAGGACAAAGAUUCUUCAUCAAGUAGUCCAGAGAAGCACCACAAUAGCCAAACAUGUGAGCCUUCACAAAAACAACAAGCCACACUGAAGUACAAGAUGGUGAUAAGUGGACAAACCUUUAGUGCCCAUCAACAGAUACUGGAAAAAGUAAAGACUUUAAGUGAGGAUCCAGAUUUGAAUUUGAUCGAACAGAAAGAAAGCAGUCAGGAUUGCCAGGCCAUUAUUGUCUUCUGUCCCAUUGUUUCACGUAUGGGGACAGAUAUUGAGGCAGCCAUGACGCAAGUCAAAGGUUCUCAGCCUGUCAUUCUGGUUUUGAUGCAUCACACACAUGAACCCAGACAUGUAACUUUUAUGAAAACAUGGGAUGGCGUUUCUAAUGUUGUGUUACUAUUCCAUGUUUUCUACCAUGAGACAGUGCAUGGAUUGUUGCAGUGUCAGCAAAAUAACAGUGCCAUUUCUGAAAUUCGAAAUGCAUUACUGGAGCACGCAGAUAUCCAGACAAUUAAAGAUACAAGUGGAAAGACACAGAAUGUGGCUGCUGAAAGUAGUAGUGGCUAUAGUUUUGGUAGGUUGAUACCCAAAUACUUUGGUAAGUAAUGAUAGUGUAAAGUCAGAAACUGUAAUGGCUUGUGUCAACAGCAACACUAAAAUAAACAAUUCAAGACAUGAAAUACUAUUUCUUAAAUGUGCCUUUCUGCAUCAACCAGUCAGCACCUGCUUAAUGCAACUAAGAAAUAUUAGAUUUUACAAGCUAGAGUAAAAUAAAAAAAGAUACUUAUUUCAAUGCUUCAUUGCAAAAGCUUUUUAACAUUCCACUCAGUUAUGUAGUGUUUACAACCCGACCAAUUCAUUGUGUGUGGUCAAUAAACAUGUAAAUAUA
Molecule: messenger RNA, 1528 nt
Organism: Neolamprologus brichardi
Lineage: Eukaryota; Metazoa; Chordata; Actinopteri; Cichliformes; Cichlidae
Source: RefSeq, a predicted model, not a curated record